AUGAAAGAUGUCUCACCUUUGAGGAGUCCCUCGGUGUCAAUUUCCCUCCAUGGAAGUCCACCUCUUGUCAACCUGUACGGACUAGAUGACAUUGAUGUUUCAUUUGAGCCCCCCAGAAAAGUUGUAAGCCAGCUUCCUCCAGUGAGUCACCCUCCUCCUGUGAGCCAGCUUCCACCAGUCCCUGUGAGCCAGCUCCCACCAGUCUCUGUGAGCCAGCUUCCACCAGUCUCUGUGAGCCAGCUUCCACCAGUCUCUGUUAGCCAGCUUCCACCAGUCCCUGUGAGCCAGCUCCCACCAGUUGGUAUUCCUCCUCCUGUGAGCCAGCCUCCUUCAGUCAGUCACCCACCUACUGUGAGCCAUGACCUUUAUCCUAAGUCAACUCUUUUUCCAGGAAGGAGUGCUCCUGCAGCCACCAUUGUGCCGACCACGACUCAGACUGGCGUUCCACCAGAAAGCCUCAACUUUCCUGACGAACUGGUGAUGAACCCUGCUGCGGCUUCUACGACAGCCAUGUCUCCGACCAGUUCUUUUAUGGCUAGCUUGGGAGCUGAGUUUCCUCUGAUCUCACCCUUGAAGGAGUCUGUGCUUGUCCCUGUUGUGUCCUCUGAGCAUCCAACAUCUUCGGCACCUGUGGAAACGUGUCCUCCUGCAUCAGAUUAUAUCUUGCACACUUGCCAGGGUUCAGAUCUGAAUAAGUCAUCACUUGAUCUCUCCCAUAAUCCAAGACUUUUCUUUGUCGGUGUCCCGAGUGGCCUUAACAACACCUAUGUAGACAACAUGCUGAGUAGAGCCAACAGAGAGGCACGGAGAUCGGCGGGACGGUCACUUACUUCGAUCCCUGCAUCUGUGUGUAAUAUCUCCAAGAGAGAUUAAAUUCGAUUCCCUGAUGGCCGCACAUACUAUUUAACGAGUACCAUUUGCCCCGACCCGUAUUACCGGAUGACCAUGGAAGCUUCCACACAAACCGACGAGUCUGACAUUCGCCCUCCUACACCCAGGAAAUGUGAUGCCUCAACUCAGGUUACCACCAGGCAGACCUUCACUUUGGAGUGAUUGUGAACUGUGACUUUCUUAAAUAUAUGAUAAA
Molecule: messenger RNA, 1087 nt
Organism: Saccostrea cuccullata (small rock oyster)
Lineage: Eukaryota; Metazoa; Mollusca; Bivalvia; Ostreida; Ostreidae
Exons: 2
Coding region: 1-873 (290 amino acids)
Source: RefSeq, a predicted model, not a curated record